AUGCUGUUUGUGGAUGGUUCAUCCAGCGCACAUGGUUGCAGUACGGGACUGAUACUAACAAGCCCUGGUGGAUUCUUAGUACAAUAUGCGCUAAGGGUUGAAUUCCAAACAACCAACAAUGGGGCGGAGUAUGAAGCCCUAAUUGUCGGACUGAAAUUAGCACAAAGUUUGAUGGUGAGGAAUAUUACCGUACACAGCGACUCGCAGCUGAUAGUCAAUCAGGUCAAAGGAGAAUAUGAGGCAAAGGAACCUCGCAUGACACAGUACCUAGGCAAAGUGCAUGACCUAAUUACCACAUUCAGCCACUUCGAGAUACUCCUAGUACCCCGAGCACACAAUACAUCAGCAGAUGCCCUUUCAAGACUGGCCACAUCAGAUUUCCAAGACCUGGGCAAAACUGUCUACAUAGAUGUCCUUUCCACUCUGAGCAUAGAAAGAUCAGAAGAGAUAUUACCAAUCGAGAUGGAACCCUGUUGGAUGGAUCCUCUAAUGAAUUAUCUCCAAAAGGGCACAUUACCAGACGACAGGGAGGAAGCAAGGAAAAUAAGAAUAAGGGCAGCUCGGUAUACAAUAAUAGGAGGAAUCCUCUAUAAGAAGGCCUUUGCUAUGCCUUACCUGGAAUGUCUCCGACCAACUGAGGCAGAAUAUGUUUUACGGGAAGUACAUGAGGGCAUUUGUGGAAAACACUUCGGGGGCAUGGCGCUCGCUCACAAAGUCAUCAAACAAGGAUAUUUUUUGCCUUACCUCUGCAAAGAAGCAAUGAGUUUUGUCUGCAAAUGCCUAAAGUGUCAAAAGUUUGCACCUAUCACAUGCCAACCUGCAACAGAACUCACCUCAAUUUCAAGUCUAUUACCUUUUGUACAAUGGGGCAUGGAUAUAUUGGGACCUUUUCCCAAAGCAUCUGGGGGUAGACAAUUUGUAGUCAUGGCUGUCGACUAUUUUACCAAGUGGAUAGAGGCAGAAGCUUUGGCAAUGAUCUCUGCGGCAAAGGUAUGGAAAUUUUUCCUACACUUCGUAAUUUACAGAUAUGGAAUACCGAGAACCCUCAUCACUGACAAUGGAAAACAGUUGGAAUAA
Telopea speciosissima is the source of this 1077-nucleotide messenger RNA. RefSeq lists its product as uncharacterized. The transcript has a single exon. Bases 1 to 1077 code for a protein of 358 amino acids. Gene Ontology annotation, molecular function: RNA-DNA hybrid ribonuclease activity; nucleic acid binding. Gene Ontology annotation, biological process: DNA integration. The record is from RefSeq and is a predicted model, not a curated record. Lineage: Eukaryota; Viridiplantae; Streptophyta; Magnoliopsida; Proteales; Proteaceae.